Lingula anatina is the source of this 5073-nucleotide messenger RNA. RefSeq names its product post-GPI attachment to proteins factor 6. Gene Ontology annotation, cellular component: membrane. The record is from RefSeq and is a predicted model, not a curated record. NCBI's taxonomy places the organism in Eukaryota, Metazoa, Brachiopoda, Lingulata, Lingulida, Lingulidae.
UUGGCUAAAAAAGCGUGAUGUUGUAAGGGUUGUGAAGCAGGAUGGAUGCGGAUGUCGUGCCGAUAAUAUUUAUAUGGGUUUUACAGAAUGUAGCACGAACAUCUGGUUAUACAUUUGUGGACACUACAUGGACUACUGGAUUGGAAGUCUCUGAAUAUGAGUCCUAUAAAAAUAUGCGACUUUUCAAAUUUGAAGUCCCAGAUGACACAGUUCGGGCUGUGUUCAGUAUGAAAGCAAUAGUGAAAGGCAAUGACAGGUGCCCCAACAGGAAGAUAUCAGUGAAUAUCCAAGAAGGUGGUUACCCACUUCACAACACCAGCAGUGACAUAUUUCCAGACAAGUUUUAUUUAAACCGCAGUAUGUCUAUCUCAUUACCUGGUAUCAGUACAGAUGCUCAUUCCACCAGCACAGAGCUGUACCUCAGUGUACCAAAACCAGGAAGCUACUUUGCUGGAGCCUUCAUAUCUGAGGAUAAAGAUGGCAAGAGUGAUGGUAUAACGCAAAAAGAAUUCAAGGAGGUGUGCCACUAUUUUAUCACCAUAACAAUGCUGUCCUACACCAAGCAGGGUACACAGCAAAUGGCAACAUCUCAGAAUAAUGCAGUCCAACUGGGCCCACAUGGCGGGGGAAUGUACAGGAUGUUUAUGCCCAAUGAUGUCUGGAGAUAUGUCAUCAGCAUAAACAAAUGUGUUGUGCACACAAAUCUCAGCCAGUGCCCUGUAGUACUGUACACGCGCAGUGCCAGUUUCCCUGUCCUAAGGGGCAGAGAUAAAGACACACACUUGAUGAACUGCACAGAUGCAGGCAUUCCUUGCAGAAGCACAGUGCAUUCCCCACUGGCUGGCACUUGGCUCUAUUUGUAUAUAAACAAUACUUACAAUGCCACUGUGGACCUUAUACUCAGCGUCUUACCAGAUGAAUGCCUAUCUAUCAACUCUGCCCCUCAGAGAAGGUCACAAUUACAGUCCCCAAUAUCAUCAGACAGUCAAGUCACUGUAACAGUAUUCCCAAUGAAUGAAGACUCUCAGACCAAUAGAACAGCAGCCAACACCACAGAAACCCAGGUGCUAUAUAAUGUGACAAACCAGGAGGGAAAGUGUGCAAUAGGAACCCUGGGAAGGUUCCAGGGUCCAGGAGACUUCAGGGCCCAGUUCUGGCCCCACGUGGAGGACGUUGCUCUGGCCAGCACGGUGGUCAUUCCGGUCGGUUCUAAGGUGGUGUGGUCCUAUGAAAUACUGCCACAGUCAGAUGCUGGGGGAACUCUCCAUAUAUCUGUACACAUUAACUCCUCUAGCAUGCCCAUAAAGCCAUACAACACCUCAGUCAAAGUUUGCAUUAUGAGAGGUAGACUUCCACUGGACGAUACAGGGGUGACGUGUCCUGACACCAAUAUGUUGUCCCCUAACACCAGUGAUGGGGACAGCAGUGAGAGUGAGGACCUCUACAUACCCUACCCUGAAUCUGGAAGAUGGUACAUGGGACUGCAGGCACUGUGCUACGAAUUUGACGCCCUCUCAAAUCAGACCAAGCCUGUCCUGUGUACAAAUUACACUUUGCUAGACCUCCAUGUUUCCCUGUCCCCCUGUGUGGAUGGGGAGUGCGGGAAGUACGGGGAGUGUAGGGCUUACUCCUCGGGGAUGAACAUAUACUCCACAUGUGUGUGCUUUACUGGUUACCAUGGUUAUGGCUGCACAGACACGUCUCAGGCCCUCCCAGAGUCUGUCCAGCUCUUACAGACAAUGCUUCUGACUCUCAGUAACCUGUUCUUUAUCCCAGGGAUUGUCCUGGCUAUAUACAGGAGGUUCUACGUAGAGGCCUUUGUCUAUGCCUUCAACAUGUUUUUUUCAACAUUUUACCAUGCUUGUGAUAGAAAUAGACUGUACACGUGGUGUUUGAUGAAAUAUGACACCCUCAGUUUCUGCGACUUCUAUGGCUCCAUCAUGUCUUUCUGGGUGACCAUUAUCAUCAUGGCCAGACUGCCAGAUGAGGCCAAGUGGUUCCUCCACAUGCUGGGGGCCCUGGGGAUCUCUAUAGGAGUGGAGUAUGACAGAUACAGCCUCCCAGCAUUUAUAGUGCCCUUCGCAAUAGCAGCUGUGGUGACAUUUGGUUCUUGGAUGUAUCAGUGCAGGAAAAGAAGAAGCUGCUACCCAUCUAAGAAGCGGUGGCUGUGUUAUCUGCUCCCAGGCAUCCUGCUGGCAGGAAUAGGACUGUGUGUUUUUGCGUUUGCGGAGACAGAUGAAAACUAUGCCUACACACACAGUGUAUGGCAUUUCACCAUAGCUUCCAGUGUGUUCUUUUUACUCCCUCCUCGGCGUAGAAAGUCAGGUAUGGAAUAUGCCUCAUUUGAUAACACUACAUCCAGCCUGGAUGUGACUACAGUACCAACUUCCAGUCACUUGGUAAUGGUGCCCUCUGAUGGCAUAGUCCAAAGUCAACCAGAUACUAACUCCAUAAUAUAGGGAAACUUUGGGGUAUUGUCUCCCUGCUUCUUGUGUAUUUCUUGUCUUGUGGGUGACAGUAACAUCUUGUUAAAUUGGAUGUACCACCGAAGUGAUGUGAACUAUCUUCUCAUUCAUAACUCUUCUGACUAGCAAGUGAAGGCAAUUAAGCCAAUAUGUGCUCAGCAUGAAUUCAAGAUAUUUAUAUGGAAAUUUGAAGCUGGAUUUUUUUAUCCUUAAUUACAGUAAAAUCAAAAUCUACUGAAUAUUGCUGAGCAGUCCAUGACUUAGUACAUGUUAUUAGAAUUAUGCGGGAGGCAAUCGCAAUAGUGUAAAUCUUAUUUAGUGUUGUAACCCUGAGAUGGGUGCUGGCAGUCUUUGUACUUAAUCACUAUAAAAAUGGAACUAGAAUGAUUUUAUUCAUGCUUGGAAUGAUCUACAAAUUAAGUUUAGGAAAAAUGUGUGUGUACACACAAUUGUAUUUUUUCCCAGUGCAUGAUGCUUUUGUGCCUUGUUGAUUUUUCAUUUAUAGUAAAGCCUUUUAAGACUAUUUUAUUUUAUUAUAUUAUCGUGUAUGUGUUAGUGUGUUUGCGUGCAUGUGUGUGUGAGCAAAGUCUUGGAUAAGCAUGGGUACACAUAGAUUUAACUAUAGUACAUGAUACUUUUUGUGCCUUGUGUUUUUUGUAAAUAUAAUCUCUAAUAUUAUAACCUUGAACUUUUGUGGAAAAGGUUUAAUAUACUUAUAUAUCCAUAUAUGAAUUGAUUUUAAGAUUUAUUGAUUUAAGUCAAUAUGUGCAUGUUGAAUUGUGAAGCAAAUAUUGAAUGAAGUUUUAUUGCACAAACCACGUUAACUUGACUGAAUACUAUCUCUAUGUGCAUGAAUGACUUGUUAUGGGAAAUGAGUUUUUAUUGUUUUGUUUUAGAUUCACACCAGUAUUUUGAGUUAACAUGGGAUUGUGUUAAAUAUCUAGUCACAUGCAGCAAAUAAUGCAUUUUAUUAUUAUUUCUAUUAUUAUUAUUAUUAUUUUGCAUGGAUAUUUGUAGCUUACUUGCUUUGCUAGAAUAUGGAACAGUGCAAGCAUGUACAGCAGGCGGGCAUACAUAUCAGGUGGAUUUAAAAACUUCCUGAACUCUACAUUUUAUUAACUCAAAAGCCAUCAAUUAUAAUUCAGUGAAAUUUCACAUUUACUGCUACAUGAUAUUGUAUGUGGCACUGGGAAUAUAAAGCUACAUGUAACAUAAUGCUGCCUUUAAUUUAUAUAUCAGAGUUUAUUAAUUAUUUUUUAUCCACCUGAGUGACAUAUUGUAUAUAGUAUGGCUUGCAUCAGUCCUGUUCACAGGCAAAAAGUAAUUAUAUAAACAACUUUUUUUAAAUUUUAUUCCCAAUUUCAUCACAGCAUAACUGGCAUGCAUUUCACCUGUACUGUUCUCACUAGAAAGUUGACCUGAAACUGUUGUUGUGUUUGGUUUUCAGAUCAAUGUCAACCUGGUGCUAAAGAUAGGGUAGUCACUGCUCUCUUGGACCAUGAAGGAAAUACUGUGCAAGCUAUAAUCUAGUUGCUUUUAGAGUCUUGCUAUUCUUGAGAUCAAUUAGCAGAGGGAAGCAUCUUUUUGUGCUUUCUCUUUUGAUAACUAUUUGCAUUUUUUGUUUUGUUGAUUUUGAUUGACAUAAAUUAAACUUAAUGAUUUUUUUAUAAAAAGAACUAAUCAAAUCUGUUGAAUAUUGCUUUCUGUUAAUAUGGCAAGUGAACAUGACAUGAAGCUCAAUAAAAUUACUUACUAGUAUUUUUAUAUACAGACUCUUCCACUGUCUGUCUAUACAUUCUGAUUAUCUGCUUGUCCUCUUUGUCGCCAUUCAAAACUGUCAAACCUUAUUACUUUAAAGAUUCGCAAACCGUAACUUUGUUUCACUUCAAAAUCAUAAAGGGUUUUUCUUGAUAAAAACACCUAAAAAUAGCCCUUUUUGGAUUAUUUCUGCAAAAAAUUAUCUCAAUUUUUGUCGUAUUUUGCAUGCACACCUGCAUUGUUUGGACUUGACUCCAUUAUCAUCAUUUCAUUUAGGUGUUGUCUGAUAAAAAUGCUGGUAAUGCUUGAAAAUCGGAGAUUGGCAUAGCUGCAGUUAAUGUUUUUGUGUAGUGUCUGUAUAUUUGCCAGCUUUGCUGUCUAAUUUACCAUUAUAUGAUGAUAUACAAAUUACUUAGUUUUGUAUUUAUGUCAUUUUAGCAAAUGAUAUAACAUCUUCAAUUUCAUUUGUAUUGUUGUUAUUGCAAAGGAAGGAACUGAGCUGGCUAAUUUUUCUAGAGGCAAACAGAAUGUUCUCGAAAUAUGUUUAAUUAUUAGACAAAUUAAUAUAAUGUCAGGAUCUUUCUAAUGCAGUCCAUUUACUUUUUGUAGUUAAAAUUGUUAUUUAAUUUAUUACUUUUGUUUUUUUAUAACUAACCAUUAAUUUAAAUCGCACAUAAGUAGACAUUAAGAAUUUCAGGAUCUUUCUCAAAUUUGUGAUCAUUUGAUUGCUCUUCAUAAAGAAUAACGUGUACUUACAUAGUCCAGAUUAUUUUAUGUUAAUUGUAUCUUGUGAUACUGGUUUUAAGUGGUGAGUUAUGUGUAAUAGUAUUGUAUAAUAAAAUUCAUUUUG